AUGCAAUUAAACUACUCUUCAAAAUUGGCUUUUAUAGCCACAAUUUUGUUUUGUUGUGGAACAAUUAUAACAGAAGCCCGUCGUGUCACUUUACGCCCCCUAAAACCCGAUGAAGUCUAUAGGAUACUGAAAGAAGCCGGUCGGGAAGAUGCCAUUCCUGAAGGUCGCGUUGUUACCCAAGCUAUAUCAGCCAUCUCAGGUUUUGGUGUCGGCGUUGCUAGCGGUGUUGGUGGUGCCAUUAUCUAUGAUUUGAUAACACAACCCAAUGAAACGAUGGCAUGGUUAAAUGGUCUCUUUGGUAUGAAUGGUGGAAGCUCGUCAGGUUCAUCACAAACUCCUUCAACACAAGAAAUUUGUUUCAAGACGCGUAGCAUGGAUUAUGGCGAUGAUGAAAAUAUAGCAGGAAGACAAAUGGCAACAACAUCUCCUACGUCAAGCUCUCCUACUGGAACAAGCCCUACUGCAAUGUCUCCUACUGGAACGUCACCCACGACAAUGCCAACAACAGAUGUUGGUAGUGACACCACAUGCAUUGUCGUGCAAAAAGGUGGCGCUAGACAUCGCAAAAGACGUGAAGCGAUCCUGCAACAACUUGAAGAGAGAUACAAAGAUUUGAUUUAA
Molecule: messenger RNA, 621 nt
Organism: Musca vetustissima
Lineage: Eukaryota; Metazoa; Arthropoda; Insecta; Diptera; Muscidae
Exons: 2
Coding region: 1-621 (206 amino acids)
Source: RefSeq, a predicted model, not a curated record